Suillus paluster is the source of this 996-nucleotide messenger RNA. Its product is annotated as Sin-like protein conserved region-domain-containing protein. The coding region runs from base 45 to 848 and encodes 267 amino acids. Gene Ontology annotation, cellular component: nucleus; RNA polymerase III complex. Gene Ontology annotation, biological process: DNA-templated transcription. The record is from RefSeq and is a predicted model, not a curated record. Lineage: Eukaryota; Fungi; Basidiomycota; Agaricomycetes; Boletales; Suillaceae. The transcript has 4 exons.
AGAGGUUAGAUCAGAACUCCCACGUUUGCUUUGUCAAAGCAGAGAUGUCGGACGGCGACGAACUCGUCACAGUCCUACCUAUCCACUAUUCCAACAGUCUCAGCCCAAACGUGCAAAUCCAUCAAUUUCCGCUCCUUUCUCGUCCACUACAAACACCGCCUGCUGCCACAAUCAGUGGAAAACGAAUCCGCGCACGAAUAAAGCCAAUCACGCGGAGAUUAGAGAUCCAUGUACCAGUAGAUCCGCGCCCGGAGGUAUGGAAUGGCGAACGGAGCAAAGAACUCGGCGCUGCUCGACAAGAGGACGAUCGUGAAAAGAACCAAGAUGUUGGAAAAAUGAAGCAGAGAGAGGGAGAGGAGCCGCGAUUGACUGAAGUGCGCAUGCGCAGUGAGCUGAUACCACAGGAGGGUGCAUAUAUGCUUGGAGUGGUUCGCGAUGGUCACCUACAUUUACAGCCCAUCAGCGAAACGCACCAAUUUCGACCGACGCUGACGUACUUAGAUAUCAUGACUCGAAAGAGUCGACGUUCGAGAGGCGAUGCUGGAUCUGAUGAGGAUUCUGAUGAUGGUCCUCCGCCGGAUCCUGACGAGCCGCCGCCAGUACAGACCGCGUCAAAGAAAGAAAAAAAGCCACUUGAAGUGAAAGAGGUUCAAGUGUCUGCGCGAAAAGUUGCGGAUGACAAGGGUAAUUUGCAAGGAGGUCUAUCUGCGAUGAGACACCUCGAUUUUUGUGAUGGCGAGACUGUUGAAGGACAUGAAGUAUUUGAAUCUGUGUUUGCACAGAGCGAGGAGCAUUUAGAAUGCAAGUCUGAUAUCACUGCUUUUUUGAAGGAUAUUAAAGGACUAUAGACAUUUGUGUUUACGCAUUGAUCGACGCGCGCGUGGUACUCGAAGAAGAUGGUAGUGGUGCUUCUAUCUUCUAUGCAACUUUAUUUUGUGCCAUCAGCGCAGAUAUAAUACGAGCGCACAGGCCUUGGUCUGUUUUCAUGCCCCUCCA